AUGGCGCUAUUCGGGACCUCUGACGCCCUGAUGUGCAGGGCGUUCCCAACAACUCUGCGGGGGCCAGCCCGCACAUGGUACAGCGGCCUGAAGCCAGGGACCGUCGCCUCCUUCGAUCAGCUCGCCAAGGAUUUCGAGCUUAAUUUCCUGGCAUACGCCCGACCAAAGCCGUCCAUGGCGUUACUCCUCGAGCUCAACCAGAAGGAGGACGAGCCCCUCUCCCAUUUUGUGAACCGAUUUACGACACAAAUUCGUGGAUUGUCGGAUGCUCACCCCUCUCUCUUGAUGCAGGCAUUCAUGACAGGCCUGCGGCCCUCCAGGUUCUUCUGGUCGCUCGUGGAGCGGCCCCCCGCCGCGGUCCCCGAGAUGCUCCAGCGUGCCAGUCAGUUUAUCGCCGCGGAGACUUGGAUGGCUGGAAAGCGGGAGGAGCACAAAAAGGUCAAGUCGGAGCCACCCCGACAGUAA
This is a messenger RNA of Musa acuminata AAA Group (dessert banana), 465 nucleotides long. RefSeq lists its product as uncharacterized. The record is from RefSeq and is a predicted model, not a curated record. Lineage: Eukaryota; Viridiplantae; Streptophyta; Magnoliopsida; Zingiberales; Musaceae. The transcript has a single exon. Bases 1 to 465 code for a protein of 154 amino acids.